GCGGGGUGGGCGGGCCCGUUCUUAAUCUUGGCCGCAAGAGAGUUUCAUAGUGGUGGGGGGAGGGGGAGAGACACCUUUUUAAUUGCUCCGAGGACCGCUUCCAAAGAGACGCAGUAGUCCCACUCCCUUUUGGGGGCCGGGAGGGAGCGGCUUGUGUCCGCCAUGUUGGUGAAGGUAAACGUAGGCGACCGGAGCUCCAGGACUGUCUGCUUUGCUGGCUCAAGUCCGCCAUAUUAAUAAAGAGACGGGGAAGGUUGACACCCCCACCCCCAGCCCCCCAUACACACACCCUUUUUUCCACUCCGCUUCCACGACUCCUCUCGGUGGCCUGUCCCCUGCUUCGCUUGCCUCGCUUUUGCCCGAAGGAAGCGUAGCAGCCAGCGCCUCAGAACAGUCUUAACACAGCGCCGAAUGAGGGGGAAAGGGAAAUGCCGACCAAUUGCGCCGCGGCGGGCUGUGCUACUACCUACAACAAGCACAUUAACAUCAGCUUCCACAGGUUUCCUUUGGAUCCUAAAAGAAGAAAAGAAUGGGUUCGCUUGCUUAGGCGCAAAAAUUUUGUUCCGGGAAAACACACUUUUCUUUGUUCCAAGCACUUUGAAGCCUCCUGUUUUGACUUAACAGGACAAACUCGACGACUUAAAAUGGAUGCUGUUCCAACCAUUUUUGAUUUUUGUACCCAUUUAAAGUCUAUGAAACUCAAGUCAAGGCAUCUUUUGAAGAAAAACAACAACUGUACCCCAGCAGGACCAUCUAAUUUAAAAUCAAACAUUAGUAGUCAGCAAGUACUACUUGAACACAGUUAUGCUUUUAGGAAUCCUAUGGAGGCAAAAAAGAGGAUAAUUAAACUGGAAAAAGAAAUAGCAAGCUUAAGAAAGAAAAUGAAAACUUGCUUACAAAAAGAACGCAGAGCAACACGAAGAUGGAUCAAAGCCACGUGCUUGGUGAAGAAUCUGGAAGCAAAUAACAUAUUACCUAAGGGCACAUCAGAACACAUUUUACCAACUGCCUUACGCAGGCUUCCUUUGGAGGAUUUCAAGAUUCUUGAACCUGAUCAACAAGAUAAAACAUUACCAAUUCUAUAAAACAUUCCUUUAAGAUUAGCCCACAAACAACUUGAUGCCCAUCCUUCAUUCUAGUCAAAGGUAAAGAUAUUUAAGGAAAUUAUGCCAAAAUUGGGUAUUUACUAAAGUAUUACUUGAAGUAACAGUAUUACUGUAUAAUUUAUAAAGACUUGAUUAUAAAAAAAAUGGAAACUUUCUAUGAAACUUAUAUUUGAAAAAGAAUGCAAGUGCCUUACAUGAGAAUUAUGUACUUAAAAUUUUUGCUAGGAAAUUGUGUGUUUGAAAGGUGUUUUGUGCUUUUGUCUUUUAAAACUACUUUCAAAGAACUGUCUAUGACAAUAUGUUUAAUUUCUAUUAGAAAAUUUUUUUCCUGUAGCAAUGUUGGGAUAUUACAUUCUAAAUAGGAUUCUAAAUAAGAAUUAGCCAACACUAAAUAUGACUUUAAAACUGCUGGGUUUUGUAUUAAUUGAAUUAUUAUUGGAACUGUGAUUUGGAAAUUUUAUAGGAACAAAAUCUGAGGUACAAGGCAAGUUCUGUAAUUUAAACUUUCCGUAUCUGCUCACCAACAAAAGUGACAAAAGUCUUGGCCUCCUUCAUGAAAAUACUAGCUUUUAAAAUAGAUUAUAAAAUAUUUUGAAAAUAAUAUUUUGAAUGUGAAGUACUCUUGAGUCAUCCAAGCAAGGUAAGGCCUGAAGUACCUCAGGCUAGAAAAACUGGUAGCCAGUUAUAUGUUGUGAAAUAAUGUAGGCAUUGUGAUCUAGCUUUUACCUUCGUUAAAAAGAUAAAUUUAUACUACUUUUUUCUCAUAAUAAAACAUAUUACAUUUUCAAUUCCAAAAUUGAUGCAUUAUUAAUUAGGCAAUGUGAUACAAAGUUCCAUGUUAGGAAUACCUCCUCUACCCCCAUGUAUGUUGAUAACCAAAACUCGUAAGCUUUUUUUUCCCCCCAUAAGCCCACAUUAGGAUUUAAUUACAGAAAAGUACCUACCAUAUUCUGUCUUCCCAACUUAUAACUUCAAAUGGAAUCACUUUAUUGUACAUAUCAGCUUGCUUUUAUCUCCUUUUUUAGCAAGUCAAAUAGAGCAACUGUACUGCAUAAGGGAAAUGAAAUGUAUUUUCUAUAAAAAUACAUGUGUGAUAAAGUUAUGAAAAUGCUAUUUUACAAAAUAGAAUAUAAGAACUAUGAUAGUUGCCACUUGAACUAAUUAAAGAGUUCACCUUAUUUCCCCAGAUAAAUUUUUAAUUUUAUUAAGAAUCCUUUCCUUCAAACAGCUUUGGGCAAAUAGCAUUAAGUUUAUUAAUGUGUAAUCAAGUUAUUCAAUCUUAGUUCAAGCUUCUGACAUUACCAUAUGAAAGUAGCAAGCAUAUACCUAACCAUAAUUGUUAUAAAUUUUUCCUUUAAGGUAAUGGCUAUUUUAUUUUAUAAAGAAAUUUGGGGCGGGGAGGGUUUGGGUUGUGUUUGUUUUGUUUUGGUUUUGGUGACAUUUGCUUGGAUGCCAGCAAUAGUCUUUUUCCAGUAUUAACACCCUUUCUUUUAAUAAGGAAUGCCUCCCAAGCAACUAGAUUUCACAAAGGCAAAGGUAAGAAAAGUCUGUGUUGCUUAUCAUGAGGCACUUAAAUCAAGUAUUUAUGAAAAUCUUUUGUGAAUAUUAUAAACCUUAUUAGUCAUUUUAUCUUAAAUAUUGGACAUAGCUCCUUGAAAUUGUCAUUCCGUGUUUUUUUUCUAAUAUGGUUUCAAAUAUCUCUUCACUUACUGACCAUAUCUUUAUACCUUAAAAUAAGCUGGGCAAAUACUCACCUAAACAAGUAUAAACUCUCACGUGGUUCAUCACUCCUCCGCAAUAUAAAACAAAAUACUAAUUAAUGCAGGCUAGUUCCCAUCUACCAUAGUAUCUUGAUAUCUUAAUAUAACAUUUUAAAAAUCACAAAAAUAUAAAAUACAAGCUUUUGGCAAGGUUAACUAGACUUCAUUCAUUAUUAUUUGAGACUACUGAAUAAACUACCACUCAGUAAUUUUAAAGUAUUUUUUUUGGUGUUUUCUCCAUGUCAUUUUCAUGUUACUGUCCUGAUAACAUGCUCCAAAUUCUCCCUGCAUCAAAUUGUUUCAUUAACAUACAUACAUCUGUCUACCUUAAAACUCCUUCAUAGAGAAUGGACCCAACAUAUAUCUUCUGUUCAUUCUAUGUCUGUUACUCAUUCUAUGCCUCCUAGGUACUAACCUCUAUGAAGAACCAGCCAAAGGCUUAUGACUUGAUACAAAGAUGACAUGAUUAUCUGCCCUAAGUUCUUCAAAAGUCUCCUGAGAGAAAAAAAAUAUUUGUAAUACAAUAUGAUAAAUGCUAUAAAACAAAUCUACGUGAAGUGCUUUGGUAAAUGCUGUUGAAUUGGGAAUUAAUAAGCAUAUAAACUUUAGACCUUUUUCCAAAAAACUCCUCUUGAAAGAAAACAAGAUUUAUUCUUAUGACUUACCAAAGGAGACAGAAGGACAUCAGAAUUGACCUGAAUUAUAUACAGUAUUCUUUAAAUCAAUGAGUUGUAAGACAUUUUUCUCCUUGGAAGUGAACACUGAACAAAUUAAUUGUUAAUGGUAUAUUGGUUAACAGGAAAACAACUAAAUAAACUACUGUUUCAAAGCCAAGAACUCAAGUUUAUUUGAUAUUUUUAUAAAAUAACAAACUCUACUAACAGAUAUUUACAAAUAAUUUAGCUCAGAGUCUUAAGAUUAACAAAGCACUGUGGCAUCCAUUUUGAUCUCUUUUUCUUUACAAAUAUCCUAUGUGGUGGGUGGCAUUAUCUCCAACUUACAGAUGAAGAAAUCCUUGCUAAUGCUUAUUUAUUUAUUUAGAUGUUUAAUAUGUACCAGCUGGCACAAAGGAUAGAAGUGCCAGCAGUCUAGGAAGUUCAAUCCUAGAUUGAACAUUGGUCUUCAGCCUUCAAAUCUUCUGCUCUGCCUUCCACAUUAUAACCCCCUAUCCAACAUAUAAAUCAUGUUAUUAAAAUAGGACAAGUCCCAUGUCUCAAAAAACUAAAAUUUUAUAUAUGUGUAUAGUUAAGAUAAUCUCUGACGUCACCGUAUAUUUUUUCUAGGUCGACUUUUUAAUGUUGGUAUUUUAUCUCAUUUCUGAAUGUUAGCAUACGGGUAAAUUUUAAUUUUGGUAUAAUAGAGAAAAUAGUUCAUCUUUAUGCCAGAAUAUGGGAUUCUGUAGGUUUUGGACAGUUGGAAACUUUCUACAAUUAAUGGUUUUAUAAUGUAUAUUAAACAAUUACAUAUUGUAUUCCGAGUAUGUUAUUAAAAACUUUUUUUACAAGGAAA
This is a messenger RNA of Ailuropoda melanoleuca (giant panda), 4375 nucleotides long. RefSeq names its product THAP domain containing 2 (gene THAP2). The record is from RefSeq and is a predicted model, not a curated record. Bases 429 to 1085 code for a protein of 218 amino acids. Gene Ontology annotation, cellular component: nucleus. Lineage: Eukaryota; Metazoa; Chordata; Mammalia; Carnivora; Ursidae. The transcript has 3 exons.